Messenger RNA from Myxozyma melibiosi, 1851 nucleotides. Its product is annotated as Sec1-like protein. The transcript is spliced from 3 exons. Gene Ontology annotation, biological process: vesicle-mediated transport; intracellular protein transport. Gene Ontology annotation, cellular component: Golgi membrane. NCBI's taxonomy places the organism in Eukaryota, Fungi, Ascomycota, Lipomycetes, Lipomycetales, Lipomycetaceae. The record is from RefSeq and is a predicted model, not a curated record. The coding region runs from base 4 to 1851 and encodes 615 amino acids.
GAGAUGUCGACCACAGAGGGCUGCGGCCUCGACUGGCUGAUCUCUGCACACUCGUCCUCCACGAUGGAUCUCUUCAAAGCUGCUCAGACGUAUGUCGACAAGCUGCUGGAUACGAAGGCGUCUGCGCACGAGGUCAGCGGGGUGUAUGACUCGUCUGGCGGGAAGAUGAAGAUCCUGCUGCUCGACGCUGAAACCACUUCUAUAUUGUCGAUGAUUACGACGCAGUCGCUGCUGCUGAAGAACGAGGUCUAUCUAAUAGAGUAUGCUACUUCCCUCUUUGCAGCGACUUUUAUCUCUACAGCAACUAACAACGUACACACCAGCCGACUAGAUAAUCCCAACCGAGAACGAAUGCGACAUCUAAAAUGCGUGGUGUUUGUGCGGCCGACGACCGAGUCUGUGCAGAUAAUUGUCGACGAACUGCGGGACCCAAAGUACGGCGAGUACGAGCUAUAUUUCUCAAACGUCAUAAAGAAGAGCGCGCUCGAGCGCAUGGCGGAGGCGGAUGAUUACGAGGUUGUCAAGGCGGUGGUUGAACUAUUUGCGGACUAUCUCGUAAUCAACAAAGACCUCUUUGGACUAAACCUCUCAGCACCAGAGCAGUGCAUAUUCGGCGACGCCCCCGAGUCCUGGGCGCCAGGUCCGUUCAUGCGGUCGGUGGAGGCAAUCACCUCGGUGCUACUAACGCUCAAGAAGAAGCCUAUAAUUCGCUACGAAGCAAACAGUCCUCUGGCCAAGAGUCUGGCGAUCGAGACGCUGUACAAUAUCCAACAAGAUCCCAAGCUGUUUGAUUUCAGACAGAUGGACACGCCGCCAGUGCUGCUGAUACUUGAUCGGAAGAAUGAUCCCGUGACGCCGCUUCUCACGCCCUGGACGUACCAGGCGAUGGUGCACGCCUAUCUUGGAAUCAAGAACGGGCGCGUGGAUCUGUCAGGGGUGCCGGACGUGCGACCGGAUAUGAAGGAGAUAGUGCUGGCAGCCGACCAGGACCCGUUCUACAACGACAGCAUGUUUAUGAAUUUUGGCGAUUUAGGAGCGUCGAUAAAGGAGUACGUUGACAAAUACCAGGCGCGAACACGGUCGAAUAUGAAUAUCGAGAGCAUUGCGGACAUGAAGCGGUUUGUGGAGGACUACCCUGAAUUCCGCAAGCUGUCGGGAAACGUGACGAAGCAUGUGACGCUUGUGUCUGAGCUUUCGAGACGGGUGAAUACGGAUAACCUGCUGGAGAUCAGCGAGCUCGAGCAGAGCCUGGCAUGCAACGACAACCACGCGCACGAUCUCAAGCAAGUCCGUCUGUUCCUCUCACACAAUCUCCCGGACGAGACAAAGAUAAGGCUGGUGGCGCUCUACGCACUGCGCUAUGAGCGCGGUGAGCAACCAUCGCAGCUGCCGUCGCUGCUCGACCAACUCAACCGCGCGAACGUGUCGCCGACUAAACUGCUCGCUCUGAAAACAUUACUCCGGUACGCGGGCGACAAGGAGCGACAAGAAGAUCUGUUCAAAGCAGACUCGAUUUUCUCGCGCGCGCAGUCCGGAUUCAAAGGUCUUCAAGGGGUCGAGAACGUGUACACGCAGCAUGUGACGUUACUCGAGCGCACGCUGGGCGCGCUGGUGAAGGGUCGGCUGCGGGAGAACCUGUACCCGUUUAUCGAGGGGGGCGGUAGUUCGCGGGACAAGGCGGCGGACAUUGUUGUGUUUUUCGUGGGCGGGGUGACGUAUGAGGAGGCGAAGCUUGUUGCGCAGAUUAACGCGUCCACGCCGGGGUUGAGGGUAGUUGUGGGUGGGACGGCGGUGCAUAGUAGUAAAACGUUUAUGGAGGAUAUGGAGUAUGCGAGCACAAAGUGGCAGUGA